AUGAGGGACUCCCGGGCGGCGCUGGCCUCCGCUCUCUCCGCGGCCACCUUCCUCCUGCUCCUCCCCGCAGGCCUCUGCGUGAGAAUCAUCGGAGGAAAAGAAGUGGCGGCUCACUCGAGGCCCUACAUGGCGCUGAUCCACGGCACCAACGGCAGCUUGUGUGCGGGGGCGCUGAUCGCCGACGGUUGGGUGCUGACGGCCGCCCACUGCGCCCUGAACAGAUCAUCCCAGGUCAUCCUGGGGGCCCACUCCAGGUCCAAGCAGGAGCCGGAGAAGCAGAUCCUGUCGGUGAGGAAGCAGAUCCCCUACCCGUACUACGACAAGCCCAGGCAUGAGGGCGACCUCAAACUGUUAAAGCUGAGGGGGAAAGCAACAAUUAAUAAAAAUGUGGCUAUUCUGAGACUCCCUAAAAGGGGGAAAGACGUAAAACCAGGAACCAGGUGCCACGUGGCAGGCUGGGGGUUGUUUCGCAAUGACAAGCUAGCCCAACCCGAUACGCUGAGAGAAGUCAAUGUCACCGUCCUGGACAGGAAGACCUGCAAUGGCCACAAGUACUAUGGCCGUCACCCUGUGAUCCAACCAGAUAUGAUCUGUGCGGGAGACCCCAAGGGCGGGAAAGACUCGUGCGACGGGGAUUCCGGGAGCCCCCUGAUCUGCGAGGGCACCUUCAGGGGCGUCACAUCCUUCGGGAAGCAAAACAGGUGUGGGGACCCCCGGGGCCCCGGCGUCUACACGCUGCUCUCCCAGAAACACCUCAACUGGAUCACCAAGACGACGCAGAGGGCGGCCUAGGUCACGGACUUGCGCCCCACCUGCUGCCGCGCCUCAACCCCUCAACCCGCCAUAAAUAAA
Eptesicus fuscus (big brown bat) is the source of this 852-nucleotide messenger RNA. RefSeq names its product granzyme A (gene GZMA). Gene Ontology annotation, biological process: positive regulation of apoptotic process; negative regulation of oxidoreductase activity; proteolysis. Lineage: Eukaryota; Metazoa; Chordata; Mammalia; Chiroptera; Vespertilionidae. The record is from RefSeq and is a predicted model, not a curated record. The transcript has 5 exons. Bases 1 to 792 code for a protein of 263 amino acids. Gene Ontology annotation, molecular function: serine-type endopeptidase activity.